CUCUCUCUCUCUCUCUCUCUCUGUAGCCUACCUCACGAUCUCCCUCUCUCUCAGGGUUUGAUCAAAUACAGGUGCUGUGAUACCUCGCAAAAUGGACUUGGUAUCUAAAUAUCAGGGGGUUGUUGGACGUGUCUUUGGGGCCGAAAAUUCAGCUUCAAGUGAAGAUAGCUACGUUGAACGCUUGCUCGACCGUAUAAGUAAUGGUGUCCUGGCAGAGGACAGGAGAACUGCUAUGGCUGAACUUCAAUCUGUUGUCGCUGAAAGUCGCGCUGCCCAGCUAGCUUUUGGGGCUAUGGGCUUUCCUGUGCUUUUGAGUGUCUUAAAGGAAGAGCGUGAUGAUACUGAAAUGGUUUGUGGGGCUCUGGAAACUCUUCUGAGAGCCUUAACACCCAUUGGCCAUGCAAAAGGAUUGAAGAAUGAGGUUCAACCAGCUUUACUGAAUAGUGAUUUGCUUUCUAGAGAAAUAGAAAGCAUUUCUCUGCUUCUAAGUUUGUUGUCAGAGGAUGAUUUCUAUAUACGCUAUUACACACUUCAACUUUUGACAGCCCUUUUAACAAAUUCUCAAAAUAGGUUACAGGAGGCUAUUCUGACCAUUCCUCGUGGUAUAACUCGGCUCAUGGAUAUGCUUAUGGAUCGUGAGGUUAUACGAAAUGAGGCCUUAUUACUUCUCACUUACUUGACCCGCGAAGCUGAGGAAAUCCAAAAAAUUGUGGUCUUUGAAGGUGCUUUUGAGAAGAUAUUUAGUAUUAUCAAAGAGGAAGGGGGCUCAGAAGGUGGCGUUGUAGUACAGGAUUGUCUUGAAUUGUUGAACAAUCUUCUCCGGAUCAAUGCUUCUAAUCAGGUUUUGCUAAGAGAGACUAUUGGCUUCGAUCCUUUGAUCUCAAUUUUGAAGCUCAGAGGAAGUACAUACAAAUUCACCCAACAAAAGACAAUAAAUCUACUCAGUGUGUUAGAAACCAUUAGUUUGCUGAUAAAUGGAAGUUCAGAAGCUGAGCCAAAAGAUGCAAAUAGGCUGACAACUAAAACAAUCUUGGUUCAGAAAAAUGUUUUGGACCAUCUUUUAAUGUUGGGAGUUGAAAGCCAAUGGGCACCUAUUUCUGUGCGUUGCAUGGCACUUCGAUGCAUUGGUAACCUGAUUGUGAAUCACCCCAAAAAUCUUGAUGCCCUUGCAAGCAAACUUCUUGGGGAGGAGCCAAACGUAGAAGCUGCUCUCAAUUCUAUUCUUCGAAUCAUAUUGCGAACUUCUAGCAUGCAAGAAUUCAUAGCUGCUGACUAUGUUUUCAAGAGCUUUUGUGAGAAAAAUUCUGAUGGUCAAACAAUGUUAGCAUCCACAUUAAUCCCUCAGCCGCAGUCAAUGACACAUGCUCCACUUGAGGAGGAUGUGAAGAUGUCAUUUGGAAGCAUGCUAUUGCGUGGUCUUACCUUGAGUGAAAAUGAUGGUGAUCUUGAGACUUGUUGUAGAGCUGCCAGUGUUCUUUCUCAUGUACUCAAGGAUAAUAUCCAAUGCAAGGAAAGGAUUCUAAGAAUUGAACUUGAAGCACCUAUGCCCUCAUUAGGGGGCCCAGAACCUUUAAUGCACCGUAUGGUGAAGUACUUGGCACUUGCCUCUUCAAUGAACAAGAAAGAUGCAAAAUCAAGUGCAUCGGGGAUUUUGUAUGUGGAGCCAACUAUCCUGAAACUGCUAAUCAUUUGGCUCUCUGAUUGCCCAAGUGCUGUGCAGUGCUUCCUAGAUUCACCUCCUCACCUGACAUAUUUGCUUGAGUUAAUAUCAAACCCAACCUCAACGGUGUGUAUAAGGGGACUGGCGGCAGUACUUUUGGGAGAGUGUGUUAUUUACAAUAAAUGUUGUGACAGUGGAAAGGAUGCUUUUAGCAUAGUUGAUUCCCUAAGCCAGAAAGUUGGGCUUAGAUCAUACCUUUUGAAGUUUGACGAUAUACAGAAAAGCUUUCUUUUUUCAUCUGCCAAGCCAGCCCUGUCCCAUCAACCAUUGAUGAGAUCUACUGCAGCUAGUAUGGCAGAAAUUGAAGACAUUGACGAGAAUGAGGCAACUAGUCAGGAAAAUGAGGAUCAUCCAAUGCUUGCCUCGAUGUUUGAUUCUCAGUUUGUCAGUUUUGUGAAGAGUUUGGAGGCGGAUAUAAGGGAAAAUAUUGUAGAAAUUUAUAGUCAUCCAAAGAGCAAGGUAGCAGUUGUGCCAGCAGAAAUGGAACAGAAAAGUGGGGAAAGUGAUGGGGACUACAUCAAGCAGCUGAAAUCAUUUGUGGAGAAACAGUGCUCUGAGAUACAGGAUCUUCUGAGUCGGAAUGCAACUUUAGCUGAGGACCUGUCCAAGACCAGUGGGGGUGGAGCAUCCCAGUUUGAACAUAAAGGUAGUGGGGGCGCAGAAAGGGUCCAAGCAGAGACACUCCGAAUGAAACUUCAAGAGGCUUCUCAGCGGUUGGAGAUGCUCAAGGUGGAGAAAACCAAGGUUGAAUCUGAGGCUUCAAUGUAUCGAAAUUUAGCUGGGAAGAUGGAAUCUGAUCUGAAGAGCUUGUCAGAUGCAUACAACAGUCUUGAACAGGCAAACUUCCAUCUAGAAAAGGAAGUUAAAGCCUUAAAGAGUGGAGGAGCCAUACCUGUUCCUGAUGUUGAGGCUAUAAAGGCAGAAGCCAGGGUAGAAGCCCAAAAGGAGAGCGAGGCUGAAUUGAAUGAUUUGCUUGUCUGCCUUGGACAAGAGCAAAGCAAGGUAGAGAGACUAAUUGCAAGGCUGUUAGAGUUGGGGGAGGAGGAUGUAGAAAAGUUGCUUGAAGGUGUUGGAGAUGAUAUGGGUAUGCCCGAAGAUGAAGAGGAGGAGGACAAUUGAUGGUGCUGCUGUAAUAGUUUUACAGAGCAAAGUUUCUACAUUGUUGAUCUUUCUUUUUUCUUUUUUAUUGUCAAAAUUCUUGCCUUUGCCCGAUUACGGUUAAUUUGUUGACUCUCUUGUGUAUUUUCUUAGAUUGAAUUGUACAGUCUGACAUUGCUAUUUAUGGGUUUUUGAAAAUAUAUUGGGUUAUGGCAUGAUUAACUUUCAC
This is a messenger RNA of Ilex paraguariensis (yerba mate), 3047 nucleotides long. The record is from the annotation of a GenBank genome assembly. NCBI's taxonomy places the organism in Eukaryota, Viridiplantae, Streptophyta, Magnoliopsida, Aquifoliales, Aquifoliaceae.